Molecule: messenger RNA, 900 nt
Organism: Striga asiatica
Lineage: Eukaryota; Viridiplantae; Streptophyta; Magnoliopsida; Lamiales; Orobanchaceae
Source: the annotation of a GenBank genome assembly
AUGACGAGAUUCGGGGACUACAUCCAACUAAGUGGAACUUGGGAACUCAAACUUGAGACGAAAACUCUAGAAAGAGACACACCUAACGAAAAUCUGCACCGAUGCGAGCUUCAUUUAAGGGAAGCAAUGUUACUGCAACUGCAUACCUCGUCACUUCCAAUGACACCCCAUCUUUUACAAAUUCCUCAUAUUGCAUCCAAACCCCUUGCAUUGACCCGACAUGUAAACUGCCCGUUUGCUCUGGGCCCACUUGCUUCAAACCCCGCAUUUUCAACUCGAAACCCUCAAAGGCAAAAACCACCAGUCGGGCAAGAUGGAAAUUAUUUUGAUGAAAACUCCAGUUGUGUUGGUUGCCGAGCCAACCGCAGCUCGGUCAAUGUCGUUUGUCGGAACCCACGAGUAUUUACCCCCGAGAUUAUGAAAGGGGAUGGCUAUGGUAGCUCGGUUUAUUGGUGGACUUUUGGGAUCUUCUUGUACGAGUUACUUCAUGGAAAAAUGCCGUUUAAAGGGGACACAGAGAUAAAACAACACCCAUUUUUCAAGAGGGUGAAUUGGGCCCUCGUUCGCAGCACAGGCCCACAUCAGAUUCCCAAGCCCGUUUAUUUCAAGUGGCUUAACGAGACUUUGAGGCCGUCUAAUCAAAAGGGGGCAGUGACUCAUCGGGCACAUACUUGGAUGGUUGUUGCCUUUUCUCCGGCUGGUUUUGAAAGUAUGGUUACAAAGGAAACGGGUCCAACGAUGGCAUUAUUGAGUUGGGAAAAUGCUACGGAACCAUCUGAAAAACGAUCACGUUCAAAAAUGGGACGGACGAGUCGGAAGGGCCCGACGGCGGCGGAGGAGAGGGCAGCGGCGGCGGCGGAGGAGAGGGCGGCGGAGAGAGCAGCGGCGGCGGCGGUCUGA